Messenger RNA from Rosa chinensis, 1524 nucleotides. RefSeq lists its product as uncharacterized. Gene Ontology annotation, molecular function: protein binding. Lineage: Eukaryota; Viridiplantae; Streptophyta; Magnoliopsida; Rosales; Rosaceae. The record is from RefSeq and is a predicted model, not a curated record. Bases 1 to 1524 code for a protein of 507 amino acids. The transcript has a single exon.
AUGGAGGUGAUUAUUGAUACUCUGGUCAUUUGCGGUUGCUUAGUGUUUGGUGGUAGUGUGAUCAAAAGACUGCUCUGUAGCAGACCCUGGGAGACAUUACCAGAUGAUGUCAUGGAGAUGGUUGUGUCGCACCUGAGUGUACGUGAUCGUAUACGAUUAAGCAGUGUUUGCAAGUCUUGGAACACCGUUCCUAUGCGCAGAGAUAUCCCUAGUGCUCCACAUCAACUCCCCUGGUUAAUACUUCCUCAAUGUUGCCGUAAGAGCUUGAGCUUUUACGACCUCUAUGACGGCAAAGUUGGCAAGUUGGACCUGCCUGAACCACUUCAAGGAGGGUGGUUUGAAGGAUCUUCUAAAGGUUGGAUGAUCAUGGUCAUGGAAAAAGAUCUAGAUUCUACAAUGUUUCUAGUAAAUCCCAUUUCAGGAGCCCUACACCAACUUCCAUCUUUGAGCACGGUUCCAUCUUUCCAAAAUUUUGUAGAAACGACCAGAUGGAAACGCUAUGGUGCCUCCCGUUUCAGCUAUUGGCUUGUGCUGUCCACCUCGGAUAUCACUUCAGAGCAAUGUAUGAUAGCAGCUUUCUUUGGAGACGCUGAAACAUUGUGUUUGUGCAGACCUGGAGACACGAGUUGGAGUAUUUUUGAGGUACUAGAUGCUAAUGAGGUCAUUAUGGAUUUAUUGUUUUCUUCUGGCAAGCUAUAUGCCUUGGUUCUUAGUCAUGAUAAGGAAGGCUUUAUGUCAGCUCCUCGUACUUUAAGUUGUGGAGGUCAUGCCGUGGAAUUAUAUCUGGUCUAUGAUAUAAUGCCAAGAUUCAGUGACCAGAAUGAAGUAUAUGGGGACUAUAUAGUCCAAUUAAAAGCGUCACUAGACUCGCAUUUGAUAGAGUCAGCAACCAAUGGUGAAAUAUAUUUGAUCCAUCAAAUGCAAGAUAAAUUUAUGAAAUUGUAUGACGACGAGAACCCCGAGGAUUGUGGCGGUGGAGGUCAAGGUGAAGGUGGAGGAAAUGAGGAGGAUGAUUAUAUUGAAGGCAGGGAUGAUGACAAUGACGAACAUGACAACUUGGAAGAUAAUGAGGAUGGAGGAGAUGAUAUCCAUGACAUGGAUGAUGACAAUGACUCUGCCAAUGAGGAACAUGACAACUUGGAAGAUAAUGAGGAUGGAGGAGAUGGUAUCACUAGAGUUGAGGAAGAAGAUCGUGACCUUAAUGUAUAUUUGAGGACAAGUGCUUUUUAUGUUUACAAGCUUCACCCAAAGAAGAAGAAGAUUGUUAGCGCCCGGUGCCUGGAGGAUCAACUAUUGUUUUUGUCGGGCGCGGGUCAUGUGUCCCUUCCUGCAAGAGAGAUCAACAAGUUGGAAGGAAAUUGUAUUUAUUUUGCAACAAAUAAUCACUCGACUUUACAUCAGCGAGAAUAUAUAAAUCGAGAGCUUGGCAUAUUCAACUUGGGUGAUAGAAGAGUUAAGCGAUCUUUCCCAAGCGUUAGGGUGUCGGUACGCACUCGACUUAGUUGGUUUAAUCCGAUUUUAUAG